This is a messenger RNA of Scutellospora calospora, 2739 nucleotides long. NCBI's taxonomy places the organism in Eukaryota, Fungi, Glomeromycota, Glomeromycetes, Diversisporales, Gigasporaceae. The record is from the annotation of a GenBank genome assembly.
AUGCGAUUUAGUGGUAACGAUGAAUACAAGCAAUCAGAAUUUACCAAUAAAGCAGGAGUAGGUGAUGACGAGUGCGAGAACGGUGCAGAUAAUCCCAUCAUCAAUCGUACAUAUUCGCGACCAUCAACACCCAAAAAAUCCUCCCCGCCCACACCCUCAAGAACACGACGUCAUUCUUUAAUACCAUCAGAAGAGAAGUAUAAUAAUCUAUCUUCACCACCAAAGGGUGUGACUUACACUAUGCCAUUAACACCCAACAAGAUUGUUACCACUGCAGAUGCUGCCGCUGUGCUGGCCGCUUCAUUGUCACCUCAUAGAGACAAUUACAUGAACUAUGAUAGUAGAAAGUUGCAUUAUCAAUCUCAUCCAUACGAAAAGCCAAAAAGACAAUUAAGGCGUAGCAGUAGCCUUAGCUUCAAUCAUUCUAAUCGCCAAACAUCUCCGAAUCAAACAUCUACUAACCCAGCUAUUGAUGUUGCAGAAGUGUUAGCCACAACAGUUUCUUUUGUGCGAGAGAAUAAUAGGAAAUUAGAUCGGCUUUCAGACGAGGUUAGAAGCGACGGACAAAGCAGUGAGAACGAUAUGGACUCAGACGACAGUAUGGAUUCAUGGCAACCAUCUAGCGGGAGUAGAAAAGAGAUCGAAAAUGAAAUCACUAAGUUGGCUGCUCAAUUGGAUUCAAUGAAACAAAAAUAUGAGGAACAAAUCCGCGGUAAAAACAGAUUAAUAGAAGAACUCGAAUAUGCCUUAAAAAAAAGUGAAAAAGAUGGUAGAAGGAAACGUACCGAGAUUGAACGCUUAGAAAAUCAGAUCGAAGCUCAAAGGAGAGCAAUAGAUGAGUUGGUCGAACAGCAAAAUUUGAUCACUCAAUCUCCUGAUCUUGAACAAUCUGAAACUUUUCAACAUAUUGAACGAGAAUUAGAAGAAAAGAAUAAAAUUAUUGAUGAGCUUGAAUCAAGGAUCCAAGUCACUUCUGCACAUCAUGUAGCUGAAUCUAGAGAGAAAGAAAUGAAAUUGGAGUUGAUUUCAAAUCAACUUUUAAAAUAUCAAACUCUUGAAGCUCAAUGGGUUGACAAACAAAAAACUCUUGAAUCCUUAUCUUCACAGUUAGAAGUUCUCAAAAAAAGAGAGGUUGAACUUAAUGAAAAAAACUCUCUAAUUGAAUCACUCAACAUACGCUUAGAUACUUCUCAAAAAGUUAUUACUGAGUUGAGAGAAAAACAUGCGCCACAUGACCUACUAAGACAGCUUCGCCAAAAAGAUUAUAUAAUCGACAACCUUACUCAACGAGUUGAAGAUAUUGACGCUGAUAUGAAAGAUAAGGAUGAUCAAAUUGAGGCCCUUGCUACAUGUCUGGCUGAGGAGAAAAAACAAAAUGAAGAUUUAGAAGAAGAACUCUCACAAAUUGAUCCAUUAAAAAAGCGUAUCGAAGAGGUUGAAGAGAUUAAUUAUGAACAUCGACAGCAACUUGAAAAAAAGGAAAAAUUGCUUGCCGAUCUCGAGAGUAAAUACAAAGAAGCAUUAAAAAACUCUUCCGAUAACGUUGAUAAACUCAAAGUUCAAGAACAAACUAUCAACGCUCUUCGUCAAGAAGUCACUCAACUUAAGCAAGCUAUGACCGUUCAAGCCUCCGAGGUACGUGAUAAAGACCGAUGCAUCACAACUCUUCGAGAUGAAACUGCUCAUAUGCGGUCAAAUUAUCAACAUCUUAUUAAUGCACUUACUGAGAAAGACCAACGGAUUACAUAUUUUGAGCAACAAUUUGAAAACGUCAAGAAUCUUCAGAAUGCAGCAAAGUCCGAAUCACAGGAAAAAGAAACGAAAAUCAAUAAAAAUGAGGUUCGAUUAAAUGCUUUACAAAAAGUCUUAAACAAUAAAAUCGAGUCUUGUAGAGUUUAUGAAAAAAAGAUUGGUGAUCUAGAAAAGGAUCUUGAUAGUCUAAGAAAGCAAAUGGAAGAAUCAAAAACAUCUAGUUCCGAAAAAGAGAUUAAAAUCACCAAACUCGUCAAAAUGAACCGUCAACUUAAAGAGGAGGUAACUGAACUUAAAGAAAAAAUGGAAGCGAAGGAACAAGAAUUAAUUACGAUUAAAUCUCGUAUUCCACAACCUGCUGGAAGAUCUCCAGCAGGUUCUGUCAAAUCAUCAUCCUCUUCAAAAGCUCCUAAAACCAGAGUGUCUUCCAUGUACAGCGUAAGUGGAGGUGAAAGUAGCAGUGAUGAAACGGCGAAUGGAUCUCGCAUACGCAAACAUGCCAGCCUUAGCGGCAUUGAAAGUCCAUUGAGUACUCUUACAACACUUCCAAAAUCUAGGACGCCUACUCCAAAUACUAUUGAUGUUCUCAAAAAGAAACGUGAUGCAACCAUCACACCUAAAAAAGAACCUAGUCCUAUUAAUCGAUCUGCGGUUAACCAACGUAAACGCGAUAUGGUUGUCUUGAAUCAUAUGCUGAGUGGUGUUGCACCCCAUAAAAGACUCAAUACGGACAGUAACGCGGCAAAGAAAAAAUUGACCGGUUCAGUAUCCAGCGAUAGUGAACGUGAUGCAAAAACUGGACCGGCGAAGAGACGGUCUAGUGAUUUGGCCACAAUCAUGGAAAAAAUUCGUAAGGGUGGUGAUGAUUCUAAAGCAAAAGGAACCAGUGCAAAAGUGACCAGGCCUACUAUAGACACAAAAACUCCAAAAUCUCCAGUAAUGACAAGAACCCCUUUAACCAGACCCCUGCCGUCAAAAAAGGAAUAA